ACGAAAAUAACAGCACGCCGCUAAAAUCGUGGCAACGAAGGUUUACCUAUGUGGUUGACUUCACCUGUAGCACAGUUAUUUAUCAUCGUAUUGUAUAUAUUGAACGAGUGGGUUGUGGAAUAAAUCGCUUCUGCAACAUUCUGAUCGCCGUGAGCCAGAAAGAUUUGAUGCGACGUUUGGCGCACGUAUGGAGAGUUGAAAAUUUGGCCUGCACGUCCGUUCGUCUGCUAGCACAUUAAGGAUGGACAAAGAGUCGGCAAUUCUUCAAGGAGGGUUCCUUUUGGCUAACAAGGUUAGUCUCCCAGCCUCCCUCUCCACCCUGCAGAAAGAUGACUGGCCCAAGGCGGGUCACCCAGUCCUGCAGGCGGUUCGAGAGCUUUGCAAACAGGUGCAAGAUAACGGCAGUCUCAACACAAAGGCUGUCGACUGGAGAAAGAAAAUAAUUUGUGUUCUGUGGUGUAAACUGUGGUGCAGGGAGAAUAGAGAGGAUAUAGAGACAGGCUGGAAGGAGAACCCAUUCUUUCAGAUCCAAAAUGGCCUCCCUGAGGUCAACUAUGUUGUCCUGCUAGAGCUGGUUAAGUCAAUGGCAGCAGCUGAGACCUUUGGCUACCUCCUCCGGUGUCUUCCCAGAGCCCAGAUCACUGUUGAACUGAGUAGGCUGGCUCAACACGUGGCCUGUAGCCCCACUUCAGAGGACGAUGUCCGUCUCUUCCUGGGGGUAUUUCAGGAACUGUGGAGGGGUGGAGAUGAGUGGAAGGCAGGAGAAGAAGACAGCCUGGAGAAGAUGCUGACUGAUCAGUUUGCUCGUCUCUCCUCCCAGCCUCCACUUUCAAACUUUACUGGUCAGUCCCCUCAGGCUGCUAAGAGGCUAAAGCUAGACACAUUGGAUCUGCCUCCACCGUCACCGUCUGUAUCCCCAUCCACCACUGAUGUGUUAUACAUUCUCCUCCACACUCUGAGAGACUUAAGAGAUCAUGUGUCCACAACAGACCUCUGCCAUCAAGCCCUUUCUGUUUCCCUUAACGCUGUCUACACCUCCUUCCUUAUAAAUCAAGUGGUCAUACUUCCCAUAAAGCAGAAGAUGCACUUUCUAUCAAAGGUUGUAAGCCUUAGAGUUGUGAAUGAUGGGAAGUUGACUUCAGAGCUUCUUCAGGAAGUUCAGAGAGACUUGCGAGCAUCUCACAGCCCCUCUCUGUAUCAACCCAGUAGGAUGACUCUAAAUCAAGCCUUGAGGAUUGUAACAGAGCUCAUACAGUUUUGGCAAGACAGAGGCCUGCUUAAGAUGUCCUCAGGUACUUAUCCAACUUAUUCAGCAUUUAAACUAGCACAAAGUAUCCAGAGAACUCUAGAAGCCUUGGAGGGAGUGAACACUGGAACUAUAAAUGUAAUGGAUGAGCAGCAGAGUCUGACAAAGAUGACAGUUAUACUAAGAGGUGCACAGGAGUGCCUGGCCUUCCCUGUGAUAGAGAACAGCCCUGAGAUGAAUGCUAGGGUCACAAUGGCCAUCAUUAAUUAUCGCCUUGAGAACUAUCAAGACUUUGCAGUAUUAUUGGCUUCCGAAAAGAGCUGGGCCACAAGCAACAGUCACUGGAUGGACUGCCUGGAAAGGAAUCAAGCAGCCUUUCGGCAACAUGAAACGCUAAUCACACUAUCCACCACUUUCAUGAGUGCAUGCCACAGCAACACAGUGGAUGUAAGCCAAUCCAAAAAACUACUGAAAAUCAUUGUGGACAUUUUCUCUCAACUUCCCCUUGAAGACAAGAACAAAGUAUUGGCUGCCAUGAUGACACUGUCAAGUAGAGGGCUCUUUGGGGUCUCUCUCCCCUCUGCCUUGACGGAUGGCUUUGGACAGGAACUCAACAUGGCUUUCAACUGCAUCAUCCAGGGAAGGGGUGACGCAUCAGUGGCAAUGUUGCAUAGUAGUCUGAACACCGCUGUUGCUUUGAUAGCAAGGGUAGCAUUCCAAAACCCCAAGGCUGCUUUAAGGUCUUGCUGUCAUUCAGCUAUUUUCAAUAAGGGAGGGUUCUCUCUUAUGGCUACGAUCCUGCAGCAGCUACAUGGACUGAGAGGGAGGGAGAUAAAAGAUGAGGAACAAAGGAGUUGGGAAGUAGACAUAGAAAAAGCGGCAGGCGACCGGACAUAUGGAAGAAGAGAUGCUGUAGGUGACCAGAGUCUACUCUGUUGUUGCCUGCAGGAGACAAUUAAGAACAAAUUGUUGUCAGCCAAUGAAAAAGAACAGUUCCUCAAGUUCCUGGGUCUGCUAAUGACGCCUGUCAUAGAGAUUGAGGGAGAAGAAAGAAGACAAAGUUUUUUGUUGCCCCAGGAAGUUGUGUGUUCUUUCGUCUUGCCUCACCUUUCCUCCAUGGAUUAUGGCCUUAGUUCCUCUCAUGGUCUUAAUUUUGAAGCCAGUCUGCAGCUACUCCAAGGUGCCCUGAGUCUGGAGCUCCAGGAGCCAGUCUCUUCUCCUCACUGGGUCCUGAACUGUUCUCCCUUUCCUCUGCUCUACAUCCUGGCCCAGCACCUCCACCAGGCCACCAGGUGUUGGGAGCAGCCACAAGAGGCUGCACACUCCCACUUUUCAAUGGACACCAAGGAGCUGCUGGUCUCAGCACUGACUACACUGGGGUACAUAGUAGGUCGAGAAGUAGCAGUUGCCCCCAGUACCUGGUCUAGAGCCCUGUUCUGGCUCUACAACAAGAUGGAACAGCUAGACUGGACCGUUCGCUUCCACUUAAAGACUGUAUGGGGAGAGCACUUCAAAAAUGAGGUGCCAUCAUCUCUGAUGACUGUAUGUGCUCUUCCAGAACAGGAGUGGACAGAUUUGGAGCUGCCCCAUUAUGGCCAGGGAACAGGCCUCCUGGCCUGGAUGGAGUGCUGCUCUAUAUCACACUCCAUCCAAACCACCAUGCUGUCUUGUCUCUCUUUGGACCAGUGUAAUCCUGAUCACUGUAACAUGUUCAGCAAAGGCCUGCUGGUGGCCCUGACUCAAACUCUGCCCUGGUGCUCCAUCUCUGAGUGGACUAGACUGCUGAGAACCUUGCGGGAGCUCCUUUGCUCAGGCAAGCUUCAUGUUCCCUACUCGUUGGAGUAUGUGGACUACCUGCCUCUCCUGGAUCUCAGGGACUUCUCCUAUGAGCUCCGCUUGUCGGUUAUCCUGCUGCGUGUCCUGCAGUUUCUCUGUGGUCCCAGCUGCUCCAACUGGCUACCAGUGGAAGGAUGGUCUCAUGUUGGGAGGUUGUACGCCCAUGCUGUGAGGGAGAUACUGGCAUCGCUGAAAUCCCAACUGCCUCUUUCUUCAACCAUCAGUUCAUCUAUUUCUCCAAAAACCUCUGCCACACCUGCUCCAUCAUCUGAUUCUGUUAUGUCAUCGAAGCCAGAAGACUGUAGCCAAGCCUCUGCUUCAUCCAAACUUUCAAAAGUGUCUAAGAAGCCAGAAGACCAUAAACACAAAGUGUCUCCACUCACCAUCCCUGCCCUAUCUGUAGAGCCACUGAAAGAGGAAAGAGUUCCAAUAGUUCCCAGCAAGGAAGUCUUGUUUGUUCUCAGCCAGCUCUUCUGUCAUGUUCAACAUGUUCAGGUGAUGAUGCCAGGGGGUCAGUGUGAGCCUCUGUUCCUGUGUGCCUUGGAAAUCCUCAGCCACUACAAGGCCAUCAUUACUGCCUUCCCAGACAGCAGCACACCCCUGGAGAGUGACAACACCAGACACUUCUUCUCCACCAUCACAAACAACCUGGAGAACGAACAGAUGAAGGCUGUGCUUCAGCAGAACAUCACUCAACUCAUGUCCUCGGUGGCAUAA
This is a messenger RNA of Lampris incognitus (smalleye Pacific opah), 3799 nucleotides long. RefSeq names its product gem (nuclear organelle) associated protein 4 (gene gemin4). The transcript has 6 exons. Bases 242 to 3799 code for a protein of 1185 amino acids. Gene Ontology annotation, cellular component: SMN complex. The record is from RefSeq and is a predicted model, not a curated record. NCBI's taxonomy places the organism in Eukaryota, Metazoa, Chordata, Actinopteri, Lampriformes, Lampridae. Gene Ontology annotation, biological process: rRNA processing; spliceosomal snRNP assembly.